Perca flavescens (yellow perch) is the source of this 5597-nucleotide messenger RNA. RefSeq names its product cilia and flagella associated protein 65 (gene cfap65). Lineage: Eukaryota; Metazoa; Chordata; Actinopteri; Perciformes; Percidae. The transcript is spliced from 35 exons. Gene Ontology annotation, biological process: sperm axoneme assembly. The record is from RefSeq and is a predicted model, not a curated record. The coding region runs from base 111 to 5444 and encodes 1777 amino acids. Gene Ontology annotation, cellular component: sperm flagellum; cytoplasm.
CACCCAUUCCGGUGACUGUUGUAGCUAAUAUAAGCGGGGGUUUUAUAACUAAAAUGGAAAGAAUAUAAAGUUGUGAGCUUUAUCGUUUGGCAUUUGAACCUUUAUAAGGCAUGUUAGCUGAGUCUCUGGGUCCUGAUCCCUUGGCUUCAGGAGCAAAAUGGAAGCCCUCUGGGAAGAAUAUCAAAGAUCCAGGGAUUCACCAGAGGCAACGGGGUGGAAAGUACCGGCGGGAAGCUUCCAGCCAAAGAAGCUGUCUCUUAGGGUUGGAAUUGAAGCCAGAGCUGGUCUGGGAGGACUGGGACCUGGGAGGAGAGUUCACUGAGACAUUAGUGUUAAAGAAUAUUCAUAGCAAGCUGCAGAAGCUGCACGUCAGGCCGCCACUGUCCAAGUUUUUCACCUUGAUUCCCCAGAUAAUUGUUCUCAGCCCGGGGACUUCGUUCUCCAUGCCAGUCAGCUUUAGACCAGUACAGAGGUGCGAGUAUGAAGACAGCAUUGAGUUUCAAGGUAAAGAUGGCAGUUUUCAAGUAUCCCUCCGUGCCACCAUUCCCUGUCAUGCCCUGGAGGUGCCUGACUCUGUGCUGCUGCCACUUUGUGCUGUUCAAAACUCUACUACGACUACUUUCCUGCUGAAAAAUGUCAGUAAACUUCAGACAUGUUUCCAGUGGGAGUUCACAGCACCGUUCCUACUAAGCCCUGAGCAAGGCCUGUUGAAGCCUGGCCAGGAGUGUCACAUCACUGUGCUCUUCCAACCACAAGAGGCACUGGUGUACCAGCAACAGGCCAACUGCAAGUUUGGAGAAGAAGGGGACAAGGCAGACAGCUGCUGCAUUGUGCUGCUGCAGGGACUAGCUAAAUACCCAUGUCUUCAGCUGAAAAAUCCAGGAACCAUGGAUGAAAAAGAACAGUGUGGUAAAGAGCUGCACUUUGGCUCUGUGGCAGUCGGGCAGAGUUUGCAGAAACACUUUUACAUCUUUAACCCCUCCCCUGUAACUGCGUCUUUCUCUCUUUCACAACUGUCCAGUGGGGCGCCUUUGUUGGGGUCAGUGUUCAGCUGUGAUGUGCCCAGGGGUAAGGUGGUGCCUGGAGGAUCAUUACGGGCUAAAGUCACCUAUACUCCUGCUGUGGUGGAUAGUGUCUCUGUUGAGUACUUAUCUCUAAAAUGUAGAGGAGCGCUCAAUGAAACUCUGAUCAAACUCACAGGAAACUGUGUAGGUCCCAACGUCUCCUUGUCCUCCUCUGUGGUGGACUUUGGCUGUGUUGAGGAAGGAGGAGCAGUCGUACAGACAGUGGAGCUGGUUAAUUCUUCGCCUGUUGAGGCUCUCUACCAAUGGGACCUCGAUUGUAGUGGGAACAGUGUGUUCAGCAUCCAGCCAGCAAGUGGCACUGUAUGCCCACAUAGCCAUACCACACUGAGGGCAGUCUAUAGGCCCACGCAGCCUAUUGCACAUCACAGGAGAGUGGCAUGUCUCAUACUGCACAGGGACCCCAUGUUCCUUGACCUGAUUGGUACCUGUCACUCAGAGCUCCAGCAGCCAGCCAUACUGAAACCUGAGCACUUGGUUCUUUACAAGCUCCACUGGUAUCGCAGACAGGACCUACCAGACACUCCCAGUGACAUGCAGCAGGAUCAUAAUGUACCCUUGGACCAAAAGGGAGCGCUCUGCCCAGUGGAGGAGCAGUCACCCCAGACACCAGACAGUGCUGGUGUUGUGUGCAGAAAUCCCAUGGAGGAAUAUUACCAAUCCUGCUUAGGGUGCAUGGAUCCCCUCUCUUCCAGCUCUUCUUUGUCGUCUCUACAUGUGUCUGUGAUGCCCAGUGAGCUACUGUUUAAUUACAAAAUGUCCUCUAUUUUGUCUACUUCAUCCACUUCCUCUCAGCCUGUCUCCAUCACCAACCACACCAGGGAGAAACUCAGCCUGGUGUGGACUGUUGCCCAAGACUCUCCGUUCACUGUCUCUCCCCCAUUAUGUGAGCUGGCUCCACUGAAGUCCACCUCAUUCAGGGUGACCUAUGACCCUAAGCAGCUCAAUACUUUGCACGGAGCGCAACUCGAAUGCUUUGCAUUCUAUAAGGACAAUCAAGACCUAGAGGACCAAGUGCUGUUACCACCCUGGUGUGUGACUGUCAGAGUCAUAGGCCACUCCUUUCAGCCCGGCAAAGAGCAUUUCAUCCCAAGCUGCUCUCUGAUGCCCCCUCGAGUGGUGUUUCCAGCACUUAGUGUUCUUUCCCAUCAGACAGUGCUCCUCCAGAAUUGUGGAGACCUGCCCCUCACUUUCUGUCUGGACCACAGUUUAAACCCUGCCUUGGCAGAAUCUGUGUUUGUUGUGCCGAGCUGUGGUCUGAUCCAGCCUGGGAGUCACCAAAUCCUCGUGCUCAGAACAACUCCCACAGAAAACAGUCCUAAACAGGGGUUCAGUUUACACCUUCGGCUCAAUGCAGCUAAACACACAAAGGAAUUGACAGUUGUCAGUGUUGUGGAACAGAUGCGUAUGUCUCUGGAAGGAGACAACAGUUUAUAUUUCCAGCCAACAGCCGUGGGCUCACAGACGCAGCGUUCCCACCACAUCAGAAACCUCAGCUGCCUACCUCUACGAUUCCAAUGGAGCAUUCCAGAGCCAGAGCAGGAGCUUAUCUCUGUUGAACCAGAUGCUGGGGAACUGCAUCCCAAUGAGAGCUCGGUUCAGAUAUGGUCCUUCAGCCCACUGGCAGAAAAAACAUACACACUCAAACCCACUCUCACCUUCUGGCCGAUCCAAACUCCUGGAUGUAACAAGUCACACCUUACCCUUGAUGUGGUGGGGAUGGGUGCGAAAGGCUCCAUAGAGGCAGAGAAAACAGUUCUGGAUGUUGGGGAGACUCUGGUUGGAAGCUAUCGGUCAAUUCAGGUUCCUCUGGUGAACAACAGCCCCUGUCCUGUGUCCUUUUGUCUCUCUGUACAGCAGAUACUUCUGGAUGAAGAACUUACUUAUGACCCCGAGAGUGAGCCAAAUGCCCUACAGCUGGACUGUGACAGGGGAACCAUCGCCUCACAUGCCACAAUGCUGCUCCGAUCCACUGUCAGGCCACACAGACGAGCCCAGUACCUGUGGACCAUCAGCUACCAGAUGCUGAAUGCCAGUGGGUUUGUGUCAUCCCCUCCCCAAACAGUGUGUGAAGUGCGAGCUCAGGGUGUGUUUCCCACCCUCCAGGUGAUUGAUGUGUGGGGGGGUGGCAGUGUGGGCAGCCUCAGCAAGGUGCAUCUAUGGAAACUCUUCUCACUGGACAGACUCAAUGAGCACAUGCUGUCCAACCCCUCCCCUGCAGAACUCACUUACAGAACCCCUACCAGGCACAGUCUGAGCAGUUCUCCUUCCAUCUUCACCAAAGUCCUGUUGGAUUUUAACUUCAGUGCUGCUCCCCUGACUUCAGAGCCCUCAACGUUUGUGUUGAUGUUUCACAACCCUGGCUUCAUCCCUGUAAACUGGGCAUUCUUGUUUCCAGAGGACCAACAGAUAGAGUUGGAAUACUGGGCCGAGACCGGAGAGUUUAGCAGCACUGAACUGCACCAAAUGAAGGUUCAAGACAACCACCUGUUCAGCAUUUCUCCCCGUUCUGGAACUUUGCUCCCUGGCCAGCAGAGGGCAGUACACUUCACCUACAGCCAUGACUUUGCUGGGACAGAUCGGUUUCCUGUCGUGUUUAAACUUUCUUAUGGCAGAGAGAUCUUGCUGAACUUUCAGGGGGUGACGGUGGAGAGAGACAGACCCUAUCUCCACUUUGCCUCCAAGCGACAUGUCUUCACUUCUGUAACUAUUGGGAACUGUUCUCCUCCGAGGCAGAUGUAUGAACUUAACAAUGGCGGUGCAGUGCCAGUCCGUUAUGAGGUGGACAUGGCUGUGUUGUCACAGCUGCAGGUGGACAACUGUAACCAUCCGUUGCUGUGCUGCCUCAAUCCAGAGGGAGUGGUCCUAUCUGGGAAGACGGCCAUGCUGGAAUGGAUCUUCUCUCCAUUAGAGGCUAAAGUGUACCAUAUGGAUAUUCCUAUCCACGUCCAGGAUGGGCACUCUACGCUGGUGAGAUUUGAGGGAUGUGGGUUAAAUUCCCCUACGCUGGGCUCCAUAACACCAUUUGGCUACAGUGAUACUAAGGCAUCUGAACCCUGUGUCCAGAGGCUGCCCUUCCCGGGACAGGUGCUAUUUCUGUCUGAGGACAGUGUCUGUCUUGGCGACAUCCCUGUGUGCUCACGAUCUUCAAGAAUCCUCUUCCUGACCAAUGUGUCCCACACAGACACUGUCCACUAUACAUGGGACCCGCAGAGCAAUCAGCAGGUGGUGCAGAUCCAUCCAGAUCGAGGUAGUCUGUGUCCAGGGGAGAGUGCCCUUUGUGCCCUUACCUUUACCUCUACUGACUACCCUACUGCUUAUCAGCUAGAUAUCAUCUGUCAGGUUAUUCAGGAAGCAGCGCUGACUCGUUAUCAUGAUGCUUUACAGCGCUGGGAGGAAGAGAAAGCGAGACAGCAAGAUGAAUUCAUUAUAACAGACAAAGACCUUAGACAAAGUCCAGAAGUUCCCAUUGAUAAGGAACCUGUAGCAGCUCCAGUAAGAAAAGGGCCACCACUCAGGAAAUACAAGACUCUUCCUCCUAUCUGUGCCAGUGCUAAUGGUGAAGCAGUGGUCACUAUGUGUACCAAGCUAACUAGAGCUGAGCGGCGGGCGCAGCGAGAGACAGCAAAAGCCCGGAGAUGCCCUGAACCCCCCCAACCUGCUCUGCUGCAUCUGUGGGUUACAGCACACUCCCACUUGCUUCUGGAAUACCCCCCACACUUCCCUAACCAGUCAAAUGAGCACUAUAGAUGCCCCAGCUCAGUCAAGCCCCAGCAACCUGAAGCAUCUUCUUCACGCACAUCCCUCCCUGCUGGGCUGCCUCCCCCGACACAUGGCCCUGAUAGAGAUAUCACCAUGCAUGUACUCACCUCUCUGCUCAGUGGCAUACUAGAUGAUCCAGCCUUCACCCAGUCUCUGAUUACUUUGGCAUCCAAGCCCAUCACCUACCAGCUUCGAAAAACUAGUCCCUCCUCACUUCCAUCCUCCCUCCCUUCCCCUCCCUGUCCUACACCUUCUCACCCUACACACCAACGUCAGGUUCUGUUGAGUGGGACAGUGGGACAGAAAGAACAGCACAACACAGUGGACAGUGAGGGGACUGCGGGAUGUUGGAGAAACAGGCGCACAACGCAAAACACACCACACACUGAGCAUGUGCCUGCUGACAUGACUGAAGAUGUUUUGCUGAACACGCUCCAGAACCUGAUGAUAGAAGCUGUCAGAGGGGAGCUUGUCCUUACAGCGCAUCCCCGCACUGUUAUCCUGCCACCUUUUUCAACCAGAUCCAGGAGGACGUCCAUAGCCAUGGCCGAGGAGGAGAAAGUAGAUCUGAGAAACAGAAAGGAAUCCGCAGUGACAUAAGUCUCACCAUCUAGCCAUCAUCCCAGAGGUCCAGCUCCCUCUGCUGUUUUCAUUAAAAUCCAACUUUUGUUCAUCCAAUGUUCACUUUGCGCUAGUCUAUAUCCUUGACGGAUUUCACUCAUUUAGGCCGGAUAUCCGUUACCUUGGGCUUCC